AUGUUAUUCAAUUGCGCUUCGGCAACUCACUUAUCUAACACAAUUCCUCCUUGUAAAACAUUUGGGUUUUUUAAACAGCAUAACGAAACUGUUACUGAUCGUUGCUCUGUUUGGUCGGAUGACAUCAUUCCUGAAAUCUGCUCAGCUGGCACACAAUCGCGGAUUCGAAUUUUGAAACAUGUCUUUCUUUUUCCAGAGUUACAACCAUUAUCAUUAUUCGAAAUGUUUUCUGUGGGUUUGAGAAGUACUGAUACGUGGCAGUUGAACACCGGCGAGAAGGGUAGUGAUUGCAUUUCGGGAAGUAUAAAUCGGUGUACAUCUUGCUUCCGGAGGAUCUCAGGCACUCUACGUAAGCUUAAUGAAGCCUAUCGGUCUUUCGACACAACUCUUUCUCGAUUCGACUGCCUGCCAGCAGUGGACACUGCCUCUGCAACAAGACCGUUCUCACCUAACGCAACGUGUGAAAAUUGUAAAAUAUGGUAUCGGCGAUGGUUGUUAGUUCAAUCACUUCAAAUUUGGCAACGUCCUUCGUGUAUCAACUGGUGCUACUAUACUCAACUAGCUUGCCCACAUUUGGCUCCCGCCAAGCUAUGGGACUACGCAGGUCAUCCUUCUUUUCAGUGCAGAGACAUGGAUAUUGACAGUUGGCGUCAUGAAUGUGACUGUAUUCAUCCGUGUGAUGUGAAAGGAAUCGUAGCACCAGGCAUUGGUAUGGGAACUGCACCCUCAGUUCAACAUGAUUUCUUUGCUGCUCAGAUUCAUUGUGAAACCCGUAAAAAAGAGUGCCACAAGCGUUUCAAACAAAUUCGAAAAGUUAAAAGGAGUGAAACCAACAAUGUUCUCGCUUUGUCCUCAAGCUCAUCAUUACCAAAACUUUCUAAUUUCUUUUUUUGUGAACUAGCCUUAUUUCUAUUGUUGUUCCUUCGAUUUACGUUGUUGUUAUAG
This is a messenger RNA of Caenorhabditis remanei, 945 nucleotides long. RefSeq lists its product as uncharacterized. The record is from RefSeq and is a predicted model, not a curated record. Lineage: Eukaryota; Metazoa; Nematoda; Chromadorea; Rhabditida; Rhabditidae. The transcript has 7 exons. The coding region runs from base 1 to 945 and encodes 314 amino acids.